AUGGACUUAUCUUCUAUUAUCACCCAAGCAGCCAAAGAAGAUGAGACGAACGCACCGCGUCCUACAGCAUUGAGUUGUCAAACAAGAACACGUGAAGGCAGAAAAAGACGACUUUUAUCGCUUCUUUUGUGUUGCCUUGGUUAUAGACGAUCUCAAGGAGAUGUUUAUCUACCCACAAAUGAAAUUGCUAUUGAUCAUGAGCCAUCUGAAAAAUAUUUAUUACCGGCUUUACGUGAAACUGAACGUACAAAAAUCUGCCUCGUUAUCGAUCUGGAUGAAACACUUGUUCAUAGUUCAUUUAAACCUGUUCCUAAUCCUGAUUUUAUCGUACCGGUGGAAAUUGACGGCAUCGUUCAUCAAGUUUAUGUAACUAAACGACCGCACGUUGACGAAUUUCUUCAGCGUGUAGGAGAAUUAUACGAAUGUAUUCUGUUUACAGCAAGUUUAUCAAAGUAUGCCGAUCCAGUUGCAAAUUUACUGGAUCCAAAUAAUAUUUUUCGUGCCCGACUCUUCCGAGAAUCAUGCACUUAUUACAACUGUAAUUAUAUCAAAGAUCUUAGCCGUCUUGGACGAAAUAUUCAUAAAGUAAUUAUUAUUGAUAAUUCUCCUGUAUCAUAUAUAUUUCAUCAAGAUAAUGCUGUACCUGUUUCGAGCUGGUUCGACGACAUGAACGAUAUGGAAUUACUUACAUUAAUACCGAUAUUUGAACGUUUAGCAUUAGUUGAUGAUAUUAAUUUUGUUGCUAAGAUGGCGAAAAAAGCGAUUGAUAAAACUGCACUUCGUCAGUUGAUGAAACAAGAAAAACAGAAAAAAAUUGACUCUCCUUUUGCCAAGUAUACGGGAACCGGACAAUUAUAUUGUGCACUAUGUGGUCAACAGUUGACAAAUGAGAUGUUCUGGAAAGCACAUGUAAAUGGAAAAGAACAUAAACAAAAAGUACUCGAAUUAAAAUCCAAUAUAACAUCAACGUCUUCAACAGCGGUUACAAAGCAGCAGACGUCCUUUGUUAAACCAUCACCACCGCCACUACCAUCACCACAACAAAAAGGAACAAAGAGGCCUUAUGAAGUAGGUAUGCUUAUUUUCGAUUGUUCAGAGUCAAGUCAUGCCGUGGUUGUUGGAAAACCAACGUCUGGAAAAACUCAAUUGAAAAAUUCCGCCCUACCAGAUGAUUUUUUUGAUUCUGGAUCCACGAAACCAGUAACACCAAUUAAGUCUACAAUCACAUUAACAAACAAUACUAAAGAGCCACUAACAACGUCAGUUACCGACAUUUCGGCACUGCCUGAAGGAUUCUUUGAUGACCCACAUGCUGAUGCACGAGCACGUAAAGUAGAAUAUGUAGACAAGAUGGAAGUUGAAUGGGAAAGUUUUUUAAAAGAAAUGAAACAAGAAUCACAUGUUUCAGACAAACUAGAAAUGGUGGAUGAUGCAGAGAGAAAUGUUGACCGUGAUAUAAAAGAAACAAAUGACUUGAUAGAGCGUUGGCAAAAAAUUGAAGAUAUGCAUGUAAAGAAAGAACAAAUUUUAAAAAUUUUCUCCUUAACUACAGCGAAAGAGAAAACGCAACUUAAAGUUAAUAAUGAAAUUAAUGACGACAAUAUAGAUGAAGAUGAUGAAUCGAUUUUGGAAAAUGAAUUACAAAAUAUUUACAAUUGGCGUCAAAAACGUUCGUAA
Messenger RNA from Didymodactylos carnosus, 1677 nucleotides. The record is from the annotation of a GenBank genome assembly. Lineage: Eukaryota; Metazoa; Rotifera; Eurotatoria; Philodinida; Philodinidae.